AUGACCACUCCCAAGCCAUUGUCCAUUGCCAUCGUCGGCGGUGGUAUCAGUGGUCUUUGCCUUGCCAUCGGCCUUCUCAACCAUUCGCACAUCAAGGUUACUAUCUUUGAAUCUUCCCUUGCCUUCAGUGAGAUAGGCGCCGGUCUUGCCCUCGGACCCAACGCACAAAGGGCCUUGGCUUUCCUAUCGCCCGCUGCCGAACGGGCCUUUACAGACUAUGCAACAGGCAACUCAUCUCCCGAAUUCAACAAGACCUGGUUCAACUUUGUGCAUCAGGCUCGAGGUCAACAAGAAAUUGUAACACUCGGAUCUAUCGAGAACCAGACCGGUCAACAGACUGUGCAUCGAGCGAAAUUCUUAGAUGCACUGGUAAGACUUGUCCCUCAAGAUAUUGUGCAGUUUGGUAAGCGACUUGUACGAGUAUCUGAACAAGGUGAACAAACUGUUCUCCGUUUCGCAGAUGGAACGUCGGCCAAAUCCGACUGCGUCAUUGGUGCGGAUGGUGUUCAUAGUAACAUACGCAAGCACUUGCUAGGAACUGGUAUGCCAGGAGCUACUUCGGUGUAUUCUGGGAUUGUGGCCUAUCGAGGAUUGAUUCCCAUGGAAGAUGCCAUAAAUAUAUUGCAUAAAUACGCCCUCGAUGCGUACUUAUGGUGUAACAACAAAGGCAUGGUCAUGAGCUACCCCAUUGACUCUGGUCAAGUCCUCAAUGUUGUUGCCGCUCAUUACAAAACGUCAUGGGACGGGGAUACAUAUGUAGUGGACACAAAGCCAGCGCAGUUGAUGAAAGAAUUUGAAUCUUUUGGAGAAAUGCCACAAAGCAUAAUUAAACUUCUUGAUGCCCCAAAAGCAUGGGCUCUUUUAGAUCAUCUUCCCGCCCCAAAGUUCUACUCCAAAAACGUUGCAGUAGUGGGCGAUGCUGCUCACGCUACAACACCAUUCCAAGGAGCCGGCGCCGGACAAGCAAUUGAAGAUGCACUAGUCUUGUCGCAAUUAUUGGGAAAGGUUCAAUGUACCGAUGGGGUUGAGUCAGCUCUUGCUGCUUACGAUACUAUCAGAAGACCCCGGACUGAGAAGAUUGUGCGAACAAGCCGUGAGGCAAUGAAGCUAUAUACAGUCAUCGACAAUACGGAUGAUUGGAAGCGGGCAUGGGAAGCGGUUAGUGGUCACCGGGCUUAG
Molecule: messenger RNA, 1179 nt
Organism: Fusarium poae
Lineage: Eukaryota; Fungi; Ascomycota; Sordariomycetes; Hypocreales; Nectriaceae
Exons: 3
Coding region: 1-1179 (392 amino acids)
Biological process (GO): secondary metabolite biosynthetic process
Molecular function (GO): FAD binding
Source: RefSeq, a predicted model, not a curated record